Molecule: messenger RNA, 270 nt
Organism: Akanthomyces muscarius
Lineage: Eukaryota; Fungi; Ascomycota; Sordariomycetes; Hypocreales; Cordycipitaceae
Exons: 3
Coding region: 1-270 (89 amino acids)
Source: RefSeq, a predicted model, not a curated record
AUGGUGUAUCGGGACCCUUUGCGCAAGGCGACAUUCUCCGCUCUAGCCAAUGCCGCUAUCCACAUCAACGUUCGGCCACUUCUGUCCUCGGAAAGAAAAGGCCAAGAUUCUCGUUUAAACCCCCCUCUCCAGGAUCCAUGCGAGGCGUGCGCUGGGAACAGAGCUAGUAAUUCUGUGCAAACUCUGUCGCGUGCUCAGCACAUCCUUGCUGUUUCGCACUACAGUACGAUCUCAGAGCCCUAUGGCUAUUCCGGGAAAACGCUGGACUAG